Symbiodinium sp. CCMP2456 is the source of this 493-nucleotide messenger RNA. The record is from the annotation of a GenBank genome assembly. NCBI's taxonomy places the organism in Eukaryota, Dinophyceae, Suessiales, Symbiodiniaceae.
GAGGGGUGUCAUCCACUGUGACGUGAACCCGUGGAAUGUCCUCUGCAGGGAGGAGCCGGAGCAGGCAAGUGCAAACUCUCCACAGGCCUGCCUGGUGGACUGGGCCUGCAGUGCUCUCACCGAAGGCGGCUCGGCACCGAAACUCCAGCGCCGAGGCGACUUCCAGGCAGCGGAGCUUGUGGAGGGGCGUUUCGGUCCUCGCAGUGAUGUGUUUGGAUGUGCAGCAACAUUGCUUUGGCUGCUGCUGAAGCGGACAAGGAAGGGCCUGCCCGACCGAACGCCAGAGUUGCUCAAGGUGCAGCUGCAAGAGGCAGCUGGAGAGGAGGAGCUGCCUGAGCCUUUUCUGGAAGGCUUGGGGUCCGCUAUCUCCUGGGCCAUGGCGGAGCGAUGGGAGGACAGAUGCCCAGAUGUUGCCACACUGGUCUCACGGGUUCGCUGUGCUGUGGAUGUGCUCGAGAAAAGUGCAUUUUGCGAGCCUGCCGUCAUGCUCUGA